AUGAAGAAGGUCAAGAAGAAAAAGGCCACAGCCAGACGUCGCCGGGACUCCACCUCUCCACAGGCGAGCUCUGACUCCUCGCAUCAGCCCAGCUCCGAAGCUGCCCAGACUUGCCCCGAGCCCAUCCUGCAGCAACCUUGCCCGCCACAGUCUCACCUGGACAGCAGCCCCCUGAUGGGCAGAUCUCAACCCAACACUCAAGACUCCAUGCCCCAAGCUCUUCCAGCUCCUGAACCCCGACUCUCCACUCGGUGCCUCUUAAGCUCAAAGGCUAAUUCCUCAGCAGUUCCACCCUUCUGGAAAGCAGGACCUCUGACCUAUGCGGGCCUGCGCUCCUGCUCCUGCUCCACCUGCCCGGGCAGCUCGGCUUGCUGGCGUCGCCUGGGGCUGUGCCACAGCCGCAUCUUCGAUGUCCUUCUGCCUCGGGACUGUCAGGCCAUACCAGAGAGCGGAUUCCCAAACCUCCUCACCUUCUACAGAAGACCCUCCGGAAAAUCCCCUGGACGCUAUCCACGUGCUCCAAACCCUUGGGACUGUUGCUGUAGCACUUGGGGUCCUGGGAGCUGCAUAUUACAUCACUGAAUCCUAAAGAAGAAUAUCCCAGGCCCAAGCCUGGCAGCUCCAGCGAUUUCCUCCGCAUUCUCCAUCAUACUCCAGUCUGUUCCAUGCUGUGCUGCAAAUGACCAGUGAUCCAUUUCCCAUCUAAGGAUCCUGCUUGUCACCAGAAU
Molecule: messenger RNA, 728 nt
Organism: Dipodomys ordii (Ord's kangaroo rat)
Lineage: Eukaryota; Metazoa; Chordata; Mammalia; Rodentia; Heteromyidae
Gene: Spata3
Product: spermatogenesis associated 3
Exons: 5
Coding region: 1-582 (193 amino acids)
Source: RefSeq, a predicted model, not a curated record